Molecule: messenger RNA, 2907 nt
Organism: Cornus florida
Lineage: Eukaryota; Viridiplantae; Streptophyta; Magnoliopsida; Cornales; Cornaceae
Product: inactive protein kinase SELMODRAFT_444075-like
Exons: 9
Coding region: 431-2473 (680 amino acids)
Biological process (GO): protein phosphorylation
Molecular function (GO): ATP binding; protein kinase activity
Source: RefSeq, a predicted model, not a curated record
UCUCUCUCUCUCUCUCUCACACACACACACACACACACACACACAAACACGCACUCAUUAAUUCAUUACACCCAAGCAGUCUCUCUCUCCCCUCUUUUGGCUCUUCUCUUUUGUAUGUACAUCUCCGUCUUUUAACAGUGAAACCCCCACGCUCCAUGAAACAAUAAUACGUACGCUCGUGCAGGCCAUUUUGAUAUCUCUUCGUUUUGAGUCCUACCCUUUUGCUCAUCCCAAUCUCUAUCUCUUGGGUCACGCAUUUCACAUGACUACUUUAAAUUAGUACUCAAUUUUCUUGAAGAUUGAGAGAGAAAGAGAGAUAUAUAGAGGAAUAUAGUACAUUUGAUUUGUCUGAAACUAGUAAAUUCACGUGAUGAGCAUUUUGAAGAGUUGUUGUGCGAUUGGAUGAGGGUUUGAGUUCGUUGGAGGUGGGAUGAAUCAGCGACAGAAGAGUGGUCAAGAGAAGGGGUCGGAUGGGGUUGAAGAUGUUAUUGUUGCUGUUAAAGCAUCUAAGGAGAUCCCAAGAACCGCUUUGGUUUGGGCUUUAACUCAUAUUGUUCAAUCUGGAGCUUGUGUUAAGCUUCUUGUUGUCAUCCCUGCUCACACCUCGAGUAAAAAACUAUGGGGUUUUCCAGGAUUUACUAGUGAUUGCAGUGCUGGUCACUGGAAAUCUUUCUCAGGAACAAUUUUAGAUCAGAAGGAUGAGAUUACAGAUUCAUGCUCCCAAAUGAUGCGUGAACUCCAUGAUGUUUAUGAUCCAGAUAAGAUAAAGGUCAAGUUAAAAGUUGUUUCUGGCUCGCCAUGUGGAGUGGUGGCUGCUGAAUCUAAAAGAGCUCAAACAAACUGGGUUGUAUUGGAUAAACACCUCAAAAAAGAGGCAAAAUCCUGCAUGGAACAGCUGGAAUGCAAUGUUGUGGUGAUGAAACGCUCUCGGCCAAAGGUGCUUCGUUUGAAUUUGGUUGGAUCACCUAAUAUGGAAAUUGAAGUGCCUUGUCCUUUGCCAACUGGGUCAGGAUCAUUUCACGAAAAUCUGAAAAAUGACAAUGAUUUUUGGAAUGCUAGUCGGGUGCCAAAUGUAACUCCAGCAAGUAGCCCAGAGCAAGAGAUGUCAUUCACUACAACUGAUGUUGGAACAUUGUCAAUAUCAAGCGUAGAUCUAGGGGCUUCUCCAUUUUUCAUCUCUGAAAUUAACUGGGAUCCAAAGAAAGAAGGUUUGUUAACUACUGAAGGAAACCUCAACCUUGAUGAAUUUGAUUCUGACACUGAUAGUGAAAAGCCGAGUUCCCCUUCAACAAGUUUAUGUUCCCAGUCAUGGAUGGUAGAAGUUCUCAGCUCUGGCAGUGAAUUUUCGCAGAAUUUGAUGGAUAGGUCACAAAGACCAAGUGGUAAAUCUCUGACUCCCAUGUCCGAAUUAUUACUGGGGAAAUUCUCUGAACUUGGUCGAAACUCAGAGAUUGGAAUGCUGAAUUACAGGCUUGAUUUGGACUUGGGUAAGAAUGUGAGAGAAGUGAUAUCAUUAUCAAGAAAUGCGCCUCCUGACCCACCCCCAUUGUGUUCAAUAUGUCAGCAUAAAGCACCUGUCUUUGGAAAACCUCCUAGGUGGUUCACCUAUGCCGAGCUUGAACAUGCUACAGGUGGAUUCUCUCAAGCUAAUUUCUUGGCUGAAGGUGGAUUCGGUUCUGUAUACCGAGGGGUCUUACCAGAUGGCCGGGUCAUUGCUGUCAAACAAUAUAAACUGGCUAGUUCUCAGGGUGACCUUGAAUUUUGCUCAGAAGUGGAAGUCCUAAGCUGUGCACAGCAUCGAAAUGUUGUAAUGUUGAUCGGAUUCUGUGUGGAGGACAGUAGAAGGUUACUAGUUUAUGAAUAUAUUUGCAAUGGGUCUUUGGAUUCUCACCUGUAUGGACAUAGUCAGGAUCCACUGGAAUGGUCUGCACGACAAAAGAUUGCAGUUGGAGCUGCUCGAGGGUUGAGAUACCUCCAUGAAGAAUGUAGGGUCGGUUGUAUUGUCCAUCGUGAUAUGAGGCCAAACAAUAUUCUCUUAACUCAUGAUUUUGAACCAUUAGUUGGAGAUUUUGGUCUAGCAAGGUGGCAGCCAGAUGGUGACCUGGGUGUAGAAACAAGAAUAAUUGGAACAUUUGGGUACUUGGCUCCAGAAUAUGCUCAAAGUGGCCAAAUAACUGAAAAAGCUGAUGUGUAUUCCUUUGGGGUAGUAUUGGUGGAGCUCAUCACUGGACGGAAAGCUAUCGACAUAAACCGGCCCAAGGGACAGCAGUGCCUCACUGAAUGGGCACGCCCUUUGCUAGAAAAACAAGUCAUUGAUGAACUGAUUGAUCCAUGCUUGGGGAACUGUUAUUCAAAGCGAGAGGUUUAUUGCAUGCUGCACUGUGCUUCCUUGUGCAUCCGUCGAGAUCCUCAUUUGAGGCCUCGCAUGUCACAGGUCCUUCGGAUGUUGGAAGGUGACAUUUUGAUGAACUAGACUAAAUAUGUGUCAACCGUAUGAUGCGGGAAUCGGCUGUAGAUAGAAGAAUGUAAGCAGAACAAGAGCAGGAGCUAGAUCGAUGUUGAAGUGAUUAAAUAUCGACAUUGGCAGCAGAAGGGUCAAGUAGGAAGCUUUUCUUGUUCAUUAGCAAGCAGCUUACAUGUAGAGAAAAAGUAAAAAACAGAGUACUUCAUGUGAGGACAACACUUGUACACUCCACAUGAUGUGCGACGGCUAAAUUUCUGUCUAUUUUGGACUAAACCCAAUGCGUUUGGCUUCUCAGCUGUAUAGUUGUGAGAAGUUACAGGUACAAAUGUUUAUAUUUUGCUAUUUUGGGUGAAAAAAGGGAGCAAGGGGUUUAAGCAAGUACAUAGCAUCUUGUAGUCUUGUGGCUUAAGUUUUCAUAAUCUACCGUUUUGCUUACAUUGUCA